This is a messenger RNA of Kockovaella imperatae, 1641 nucleotides long. Its product is annotated as Aldehyde/histidinol dehydrogenase. The record is from RefSeq and is a predicted model, not a curated record. The transcript is spliced from 18 exons. Bases 1 to 1641 code for a protein of 546 amino acids. NCBI's taxonomy places the organism in Eukaryota, Fungi, Basidiomycota, Tremellomycetes, Tremellales, Cuniculitremaceae. Gene Ontology annotation, molecular function: aldehyde dehydrogenase (NAD+) activity.
AUGAUUGCUCGAGCUGCACGGCUCUCAGUCGCUCGGCGGCAUCUGUCCGCUCGGUAUCUCUCGACUCGCGCUGAACGUGUACUUGCAGCUGUCAAUCUGCCUACGGAUGGUGGAGAGAUCGCUGGAGUAUAUGACGGCUCGUGGAAAGGCUCCGGCCCUGCGCAGGUCUCAAAGUGUCCUGCUACAGGGGAAGUCCUCGCCCACGUUAGAACAGGAACGGUGAAGGAGACUGAGGAGACCAUCCGAAAGACCAAAGAAGCCGGUAAAGCUAUCAGAGCCAUGCCUGCCCCGAAACGAGGAGAAGUCAUCAGACAGAUGAGAGAGGCCCUCGCGAGUAAAGUUGGAGAGCUUGGGGAUCUUGUCAGUUUGGAAAUGGGAAAGAUCAAGAGUGAAGGGAAGGGAGAGGUACAAGAGGCCGUGGAUAUCUGCGAUUACGCAACUGGACUUUCUCGAUCUAUGGCUGGUCGAGUGUUGCCUUCCGAGCGUCCUAAUCAUGUAAUCUACGAAAUCCCAAAUCCUCUAGGUGUAGUAGGCAUUCUUACCGCCUUUAACUUCCCUGUCGCUGUGCAUGUACGUGAUUUCGCGACGAACAUGGCUAUUGCUAUGGCUGCUGGAAACGCAUGUCUUUGGAAACCUGCCCCUUCAACUCCCCUAUGUGCUAUCGCCGUUACCAAGCUCUUGACACCGAUCCUCGAGAAGAACGGAUUACCAGGCGCCGCCAUGUCUUUGGUAUGUGGCGAUGUGGAUGUCGGCAAGAGUAUCGUGGCCAGCAGGGAUGUCGACCUUUUGAGCUUCACUGGAAGUGAAAAGGUUGGUCAGAUUGUCGCCGUAGAGGUCCAGAAGCGGUCGGGCAAGGUUCUGCUCGAAUUAGGAGGAAACAAUGCUGCUAUCGUAGACAAGGAUGCUGAUCUCGAUUUGGCGCUGCAAGCCGUCCUAUUCGCUGCCGUUGGUACUGCCGGACAGCGAUGUACGACUACGAGACGGCUGUUCCUUCACAAAUCUAUUGCUUCCAAGUUCUUGUCCCGCCUUUUGCCCCUCUACGACAGUGACAAGCUGCCGGUUGGCGAUCCAUUGAAUCCCAAAACCUUGAUCGGACCAAUGCACAGCCAAGGAGGAGUUACGAGCUACAUGAAAACUCUGGAAGGCAUCAAAUCACGCGGCGGACAAGUCUUGACGAAACGAUCAGGACCGAUCGACAAUGUCACCGGGUUCAAAGAGGGUAGCGGCGGAAAUUGGGUUUGGCCAACAGUUGUCAGACUCAAGGCAGACGAUCCAUCCUGGAAGGAAGAGACGUUUGCGCCUAUCCUCCAGGUUGCCGAGUUUGAUACGCUUGAAGAGGCCAUCGAAUUGAACAACUCGGUACCUCAGGGUCUCUCAUCAUCUCUCUUCACCAACUCCAUCCGCUCGAUGGGACAGUGGCUGGGCCCCGAGGGCAGUGACUGUGGUAUCACAAAUAUCAACGUCGGUACGUCUGGAGCGGAGAUCGGCGCAGCAUUCGGCGGGAACAAAUCUACCGGUUGGGGUCGUGAAUCAGGCGGGGAUGCUUGGCAUCAGUAUGUUCGAUGGUCCGCUGCGACCGUCAACUAUUCCGACAAGAUGCCCCUGGCUCAAGGUGUGGAUUUCGGCUUUGGAUCGUCAUAG